This is a messenger RNA of Cercospora beticola, 1572 nucleotides long. RefSeq lists its product as uncharacterized. NCBI's taxonomy places the organism in Eukaryota, Fungi, Ascomycota, Dothideomycetes, Mycosphaerellales, Mycosphaerellaceae. The record is from RefSeq and is a predicted model, not a curated record.
AUGGACAACGAAGCGCUUCUCGAUCUCGUAGAAGAUACUAUCAACCCGUUGAACGAUGCUGCAGUCUUCCUUAAUAACAAGUACCAACGCCACGCCAGACAUCGCAAGGCCAAUAAGGUGCUCAGAGGGCUGAUUUGCGAGUUGUACAUACUAAUCAGCAACCUUUCCGUGUUCCGCACAAACUGCAGUGCUGCUCACAAACACUUGCAAGGUUUGACCGGAAGUCUUCUUCAGCUUUGUACAUGGCAUCAUCUCGAGCCCGACAGAAUUCCAACCCUUAUCAAUAUCGCAGGACACUCAAAUCAGAAAUACGUGACCGAUGCUCUGAUUGCAUUCGUUGAUGCCACCUUCGAUGCUCAAUCAGCGCCAUUCGCCAAACUUGAGGGCUCAUUGAAGUUCGCAGCUAAUGGAACAUCAGGCAUAGACGAUCUCAAACUACAGGACAGUACACGCAGCGAAACUCUCGCCGUCAAUCGCACAUCUCGCUCGACCCGUAUCGACUUCGGCGACGAAAAGCCACAGAGUGAGCUCGCAACAAGCCAUGGAUCAAGACCGAUCAGUGCAAUUUGCGAUGUCUACACUUGCGAAGAGAACAAUGGGCCCGUGGUCUAUCGAUUGCAAGUCGAUGGAGAAGAGCUGACUUUCUUGCCGGACACUUAUAUCAGCGAUCAGGAGCUUGCUCAACGCCCCUGCAAAGACUUGCCUGAACUAUGCCAGAGCAUGGAGCUCUCUUCAAUCGAUAAAGUCACCCUCAUCUGCAUUCUUGCAGAAUCAGCACUACGUUACUACCAUUCCAGCUUCGUGAAGAUGAAAUCGAUAGCGGAAAGAAUCCACUUUCUUCCCGAAGAGACAGAUUCGAGUCAAUGCUUGUUUCGUCCUAUACGUCCAUAUAUCACAAUCGAUCGCGAUACAUUCGACUCGGAGCAGGAGAAAGAGUUUCUGGACGGAUUUGGCCUCCCCCAUCGAUUCCCCCAAAUCCUCGCUUUGGGUAUGAUAAUGAUACAGAUAUGUCAAGGAUGCUUCAAUCAAACCAACCUGAGUUACGAAGGGAAGACUAUCAGCAUUCAUUUCGUCCAGGCAAAAAGACUUCUAAAUUCUGAACAUUGGCCAACUUUGAAUUCCGUCAAUGGUCAAGUCCGACAGGCUGUUCGACAGGCGGUAAAAGCUUGCUUCGACAGUUGUAUGAACAACUCCCAACUGGGCCGCGAGAGCUUGCAGCUCCGCAAAGUCUUCGUGCGCGAGCACAUCGUCCUUCCACUGAGAACUAUUUCACCCCAUCUGACCUUCGUGGGCAAAGGAGCCGCGACAGAGUUCCUCCCCACGCUGCCCACAAGCACCGCUGGAUAUGAAGCCGAUCGCAACAACAGCACUGCACAGCGACAAUUUAUGGCUGAUAUCCAGCUACCUUCAAGUGGUGAGAACAAGGGAAAGCAACGUAUGCAUUCCGGGAUGGGCUCAUACAAUGAUUUCAAUAGUAGUGCAGGCAUCCAGAACAACCUCGCGCAAAAUGACGGAUCGUACAAUAGACAAUACCAUGCACAAGUGUUGGUGUUCGGCAACAGGCACGAAUGA